Phaethon lepturus (White-tailed tropicbird) is the source of this 693-nucleotide messenger RNA. RefSeq names its product ATP-binding cassette sub-family A member 9-like. Gene Ontology annotation, molecular function: ABC-type transporter activity; lipid carrier activity. The coding region runs from base 1 to 693 and encodes 230 amino acids. Gene Ontology annotation, biological process: lipid transport; transmembrane transport. Lineage: Eukaryota; Metazoa; Chordata; Aves; Phaethontiformes; Phaethontidae. The transcript has 8 exons. Gene Ontology annotation, cellular component: intracellular membrane-bounded organelle; membrane. The record is from RefSeq and is a predicted model, not a curated record.
AUGAGGAGAGAGGAUGCAGCUGCUGCCAUCAGCCGCAUAGCAAAGGCCUUGGAUCUCCAGAAGCAUUUAAAAACCCCAGCGAGGAGAUUAUCUGCUGGAGAAGCCAGAAAGCUGUGUUUCGCGCUGAGCGUCCUGGGAGACCUGAGGGUAAUGCUUUGGGACGAGCCGUCAGCGGGCAUGGACCUGAAAGGGCAGCGCCGUAUGCGGAAGGUGAUUCAGACCACCAUGAAAAGCAAGGAGCGGGCAGGAAUCCUCAGCACGCGGUACCUGGAGGAGGCGGCAACGACGUGCGACCGAGUGGCCGUCCUGGUGUCAGGGCAGCUACGUUACAUUGGCUCCCUUGAGGAUCUGAAAAGUAAAUUUGGCACAACUUACCACCUAGAAGUCAAAAUGACGGACAUGGGGCAAAGUGAUGCUCUCCACGCUGAAAUUCUGCGCUUCUUCCCCCACGCGGCUCGGCAAGAAAGAACUUCUUCUUUGCUCAUCUACAAGAUACCAAUGGAAGAUGCACUACCUCUGUCCCAGUCUUUCUCCAAGCUAGAAGCAGCUAAACAGAAUUUCAGGCUUGAGGAGUACAGCUUGUCAUUGAACACUUUGCAACAGGCGUUUGUAGACCUCACCCGGGACCUGGAGGAGCACGACCUGGAUGUGGCAUCCAGUGGGGCUGUGGAGCAGAGACCACUUCACCCCUGA